Molecule: messenger RNA, 1044 nt
Organism: Colletotrichum karsti
Lineage: Eukaryota; Fungi; Ascomycota; Sordariomycetes; Glomerellales; Glomerellaceae
Product: THUMP domain-containing protein
Exons: 5
Coding region: 1-1044 (347 amino acids)
Biological process (GO): tRNA modification
Molecular function (GO): RNA binding
Source: RefSeq, a predicted model, not a curated record
AUGACUGAAUCAACGAAAAGGAAAGCCCCUAGCUCUGGAGGUGACAAGUCUCAUCUGGCGAAAAGGAGCAAAGGGGGCAAGGGAUCGGGUUCAUGGCAGACCCCUCAUCAGAAGUCCAAGAUUGCCAAUCUUCAAGACCGGGAUGCCACACUCGAAAUAGGCGACAAGGGCAUCUGGGUCACUUUUGCUCGUGGUAUGGACAGGAAGGCCAUCAGUGAAUUUAACAUGCUGUGCGACGAGUACGGGAAAACACUGUACGGCAUCGUUCCGCCCAGGCAGGACGUCGAAUCAGGCGACGAGGACGAAGACAUCGAGACGUCUAUCAAGAAGGAGCUCGACGGCAUGAGCUCUUCCAACAAGACCAAAACAAAGCGCAGUUUCAAGGCAAUCCGGGCCGGUAUCGAGUGUGUCUUCUUCAUGAAGACGAGAGAUCCUGUUGAGCCUGUUGCACUGUGUCGUCGCAUGUGCCAAGAUGCGGCCAUCUGCACUGACAUGAAGAAGCGCAAGACCAAGUACGUCAACAGGUUGACCCCGGUCACUGCCUUGGACAAGGCAUCAGAGAACGGUGUGAAGAGGGCGGCGAGAAAGGCUCUUGCCCCGUGGCUCGUGCUAGUGGCGAGUAGUGAUGCUGAAGCAAAGGAGGAGGAGGAGGAGGAGGAGGUGAAGGCAAAGAGCUCAGCAGCCGAUGCUCAGCCAUCGGGAGUCAAGACCGAGAUAUCCAACGCAGAAGACGGCAAGCAAGACGAAAGGCAGGCGUAUACGUACGCCAUCCGGCAUUCUAUUCGCAGUAAUAGCUCCAUUGAACGCGACGAUCUCAUCAAACAGAUAGCCUCCGUUAUCGACCAACGCCAUAAGGUCAACCUCGGCAACCCGGACAAGGUGAUCCUCGUCGAUAUAUUCCAGAGCUACUGUGGCAUGAGCGUCAUUGACGGGAGCGACUGGGAUGGCUUGAAAAAGCUCAACAUCAAUGAGAUGUACAAGGUGUCGCCAGGCGCGAAGCCAAAAGCACCUGCUGCCAAGGCGGAGGAGGGCCAGGCGUUGUGA